Prorocentrum cordatum is the source of this 594-nucleotide messenger RNA. The record is from the annotation of a GenBank genome assembly. NCBI's taxonomy places the organism in Eukaryota, Dinophyceae, Prorocentrales, Prorocentraceae.
GCGCUUGGCAAGAUGGGAAUGGUCUUCGUCUGUUCGAUGCUGAUCGUCCUCAUCCCCCUCUGCGUCCUGGACUUGUCACCGCUGGAGUUCCUCCACCAUCGGGUGCGGCAGCCGAAGGCAUCGUCCGACAAGUACAAGGAGCAGCUCAACAACCUCACCGCCCGCCCUGCUCCAAUCGUGCCGCUGGAGCAGCGGGUGGCCCAAUGUCAGCGUGAGCGACUCCGUCUGGCCAAAAAACUUCAAUAUGAGCUUGACAAACUCGAUCGUUGGGAGAAGGAGAUGGAGAAGCAACGUUCACACAUCUCUUCCAUCUCAGAGCAGCUCACCCGUCAGGAGGAGUCCUACAGCGAGCUUGUGGGCAGGCUGGCGUCCGAGGUCCGUAAGGAGGCGCCGCCUCCAGAGGCGCCCAAGAUCAACAUCGAGGACUUGGUCGCUGGCAAGUUUGACUCUUUCCAGAUCGACCUUGGCUCCUGCCUUUCCUUCGACGCUGAAGAUGAAUUCGAGCUGUCCAAGGAGGAUCUGGAGGAGCUCGACCGUCGUCAGAAGAAGUUGGCUGAAGGUCUAUCAACCUUGUCCAAGGAGCUCUUCGCCCAG